AUGCCUCGAGGAGUCAAGACCUUUACGAACGGCACAGUCACAGUGAGACUUGACAUUUCAUCAUUACAUCGAAUCACACAAGUUAUCAUUUCAAACACGCUAGGUAUAGUCAUGGAUAACCAAGCCCCUGGUUUACGUACCGGUGAGAAACUCUCGACCGCAAGUCCAAAGUAUUUCUUACUUCUUCAUACUUAUUCGAAACAAAGUUCCCCUAUUUCAUCCCCAAUACUUGUGUAG
This is a messenger RNA of Botrytis byssoidea, 237 nucleotides long. RefSeq lists its product as uncharacterized. The transcript has 2 exons. The record is from RefSeq and is a predicted model, not a curated record. The coding region runs from base 1 to 237 and encodes 78 amino acids. NCBI's taxonomy places the organism in Eukaryota, Fungi, Ascomycota, Leotiomycetes, Helotiales, Sclerotiniaceae.